Molecule: messenger RNA, 1617 nt
Organism: Colletotrichum higginsianum IMI 349063
Lineage: Eukaryota; Fungi; Ascomycota; Sordariomycetes; Glomerellales; Glomerellaceae
Product: Carboxylic ester hydrolase
Exons: 3
Coding region: 1-1617 (538 amino acids)
Source: RefSeq, a predicted model, not a curated record
AUGAGCGCCUCACUUUUCAGGGGCACCAUCUCGCCCUCUGCCUGUUCCGCAGACACCUUUUCUUAUCCCAUUAUCCCAGGAGUCAGAUUCCUGUCGCUGGAAGCCAAUUUUGUGGAAAACCUUACUUCCAACGUCUUUUAUUAUCCCAACCAUGGCCCUCUUAACGUUACGAGCGCCAGGUUUUGCAACGUUUCGACUACGUAUACUCAUCCUGGCGGAAACGACUCGAUCAAUGUCCAGGUCUGGCUCCCAACAGACACUUGGAAUGGGCGUUUACAAGGCAUCGGGGGUGGUGGAUGGUCGGCCGGCCUGCCUUACCAAGCUACUCUUGGUAUGACCGCUGCUGUUGGCGAGGGAUAUGCUACGUUCGGGACUGAUGCCGGGCUGGACACUCCAGACAACGGCGUUACCCCCGAGAGGUGGGCUUGGGGGGCUGGAGGAGAGCCGAACAUGCGCCUCCUGGAAAAUCUGGCAUCCGCUUCCCUCUAUGAAGGCGCCGUCGUCGCCAAAAACUUCACGGCCGCCUUCUACGCCGAGCCUGCGAAGUAUUCCUACUUCUCUGGCUGCUCCCAGGGCGGCCGACAAGGCAUGGCGCUCGCCCAACGGUACCCGGACCUCUUUGACGGCAUUGCAGCCGCCGCACCAGCAAUCAAUUGGAACUCUCUCUUCGUCGGGGGUACCUAUGCCAACUUCCUCAUGAACCUUUAUGGGAUGUAUCCACCGUCAUGCGAAGUCGAAGCUCUGACUGCAGCCGCCAUUGAAGCUUGCGACGGACUUGAUGGCGUUGUGGAUGGUAUCCUUUCCGACCCCGGAGCCUGCGACUUUGAUCCGGUGAACCUCGUCGGGACUACCAUCAAGUGUGCUGCCGGCCCGCAGGCAAACGGAAGUGGCAAUGGUUCCACCACUGAGCGCAAGAUCUCCCUGGGAGCGGCGACGAUAGUGCAAAAGACGUGGGACGGCCCUCGACGCGCAAACAAUUCGCGCAUGUGGUACGGUCCUGGCCAAGAGGCCACCCUUGUUGGCGGCAUCUAUCCCAACGUUGGUGGGAGUCUCGCGCCGAUCGGCACCAACUGCAGCGCCAACAGUACCUGCACAUUGGACCCCCUCGUCUUGUUCCAGGAAUGGAUCAGAUUCUACGUAUUGAAAAACCCCACUGCCGACACGAGCAAGCUAUCGCUGGAAGAGUUUGAGGAGAUCUUUGAUUCUUCUGCCCGAGAAUACAGGUCCAUGAUCGACACGAGCAAUCCUGACCUAUCGGCGUUCCGCCAGGCUGGAGGAAAGUUGAUUACAUACCACGGAACAGCCGACGAACUCAUUCCUUUCCGUGGGAGUGUGGACUACUACCAACGCGUCACGAAACUCGACCCGAAUGUACACGACUUCUACCGUCUCUUCCUCGCUCCAGGUCUGUACCACUGCAUCGGUGGCCCCGGCCCUUACCCGGACACCACCUUUGACUCGCUGGUCCAGUGGGUGGAGAACGGCGUGGCGCCUGAUUCUCUCCUCGCCACGAGUGUUGGCACGGACCCUAUCAUUCAACGUCCUCUUUGCCCUUAUCCUCAGAAGCAAAAGUUUUUGAAAACCCUGAAUGGGACAGAAAACUUCAUCUGCGAGUGA